Trichoderma aggressivum f. europaeum is the source of this 1011-nucleotide messenger RNA. RefSeq lists its product as uncharacterized. The coding region runs from base 1 to 1011 and encodes 336 amino acids. The record is from RefSeq and is a predicted model, not a curated record. The transcript has a single exon. Lineage: Eukaryota; Fungi; Ascomycota; Sordariomycetes; Hypocreales; Hypocreaceae.
AUGUCUCAAGCCGCCUCUUUCACAUAUGAAAACUCGACCCCUGUGGAAAAGAAGAGAAACUGGAGGGCGAUGAUCCUCUCGUCCGUGAUUGGUGGAGCGGUUGUGAUCUUGUCUUUCUUCGCCAUCUCUGCUCUCACGCCACCAGGGGAAAUCUGCUUCAUAGCCGUCACAACAGUCUGGGGAAUCUCCACGAGGGUAGCUGGUAAUGUCCUUGGCUCGGAAAGGGUGACUUACAUCCUCCGCCAAGACCUAAUCCAACAGUCCUACCGAAAAACCAUCGACAAGUACAUCGGGUCCACGCUACAGAAUGCUAUUACCAGUAUCCGUACACAGGAGCCCUCCAAGUUUCAGAAAAGGUUUUACUUCGACGUGGACUACAAACUUCGCUUCACUAUUCGGGAGAAGCGUCGCUUGUUCUUUGACCUCUCUUACAAAGUCAUCACUCCAUCUGGGAAAUCGCCUCGACCAUUGCAACAGGGCGUUUCAGCACCCGACUUGCCUAAUUACGGCCCUCAAAGCACUCAGACGGUAAUGACCGAGGCGAAGAGCCUUGUUGAGGGUAUUCGUCACGGUAUUCAAGAAGGCGCGCUCCUUGGCCUCACCAGCGGAGCCUUGGCCUGUCUGUUAUGUCUCGUCUUUGGAAAGGCUGGCAUCUUGCUCGGCAUAAUAGGCGCUACAAUUCUCGUAGCACAGAACAAUCGUUCCGCGAUUCCGUUAGCGACACCAGACAAAGCCGCGCUCACUGAAGAAUUUGGCGGAGAAGCACGGCACCAAAUGAUGCGCUUGGUGCGCUGUGCUACUGACAAUGCCGUUGGAUUGGAGCUCAACAUGGGGAUUUGGUCUACGGCAAUUGAAACCGAGGCCGCGAAUCCGAAAAUUGGAGCGUCCUCGAUGAUUUUCUUCUGUCACCAGACUGUUCCGCUGAUGGUCGAAGAGGGAGAACCAGAUGGUAGCUUUAUCGCAACGAAUAAUAAGGAUGGGGGCAGGCGCGAAAAUAAAAAGGGGCGGUGA